Siniperca chuatsi (mandarin fish) is the source of this 5725-nucleotide messenger RNA. RefSeq names its product lissencephaly-1 homolog. The transcript has 11 exons. The record is from RefSeq and is a predicted model, not a curated record. NCBI's taxonomy places the organism in Eukaryota, Metazoa, Chordata, Actinopteri, Centrarchiformes, Sinipercidae. Gene Ontology annotation, molecular function: dynein complex binding; microtubule plus-end binding. Gene Ontology annotation, cellular component: cytoplasmic microtubule; neuron projection; neuronal cell body. Gene Ontology annotation, biological process: brain morphogenesis; microtubule organizing center organization; nuclear migration. Bases 506 to 1738 code for a protein of 410 amino acids.
CGCGCUCCCGUGACACCGUGAACGCGAGCUUCGUGCGCGCGUCCGGCUGAAGGCGAAUGCGGUAGGCUACGAAAAACACAAGCAAGCAGCGCUGGAGAGACAAGACGGGCACAGUUUACUUCCACAUCACAAGAUCAUAUUUUGGAGCGGAAAUUUCACGCCCUGUCGGGUCGUGUUAGCGUUGGAGACGGCGGAGGAUAUUCACGGGCAGAAACAAUAGGAUGCAGUGUAGACUUGGCUGGUGACUGGUCUGCAGGCUCUCCACUUCUCUUGUCCCUGGAGUCAGCCAGUUGGGGGGGCAGAUUCCUGCGUUCCCCUUCUCUCUGUCUGAGUCUUUUUGUCUGGACAAAACCAACUGCCCGCCAUUGGAGUACACAGCUCAUCCUCGCCCGUGUUGCUUGGAUCAGCACAGCUCAUCUCCUAAUUGAGGAGAGCGCAGCAGCUGCACAAGAUUCACCUUCUACCAACUGAUCCCUCCCGACCCCGCCCACACUGCCCCGUCACCAUGGUGCUGUCACAACGGCAACGGGAUGAACUAAAUCGAGCGAUAGCCGAUUAUCUACGUUCCAAUGGAUAUGAAGAAGCAUACUCCACUUUCAAGAAGGAGGCGGAAUUAGAUAAUAAUGAAGAAUUGGAUAAGAAGUACGCCGGCCUUUUGGAAAAAAAAUGGACCUCAGUCAUCAGAUUACAAAAGAAGGUGAUGGAACUUGAAUCCAAACUUAAUGAAGCUAAGGAGGAGAUCACCCUGGGUGGGCCCGUCAGUCAGAAGCGCGACCCCAAAGAGUGGAUCCCACGCCCUCCAGAGAGGUACGCGCUGAGUGGCCACCGCAGUCCAGUCACCCGCGUCAUCUUCCACCCAGUCUUCAGUGUCAUGGUGUCGGCUUCUGAGGACGCAACAAUAAAGGUGUGGGACUACGAGACAGGAGACUUUGAACGCACACUGAAGGGCCACACAGAUUCGGUGCAGGACAUCUCUUUUGACCAGACCGGCAAACUGCUUGCAUCCUGCUCUGCAGACAUGACUAUCAAGCUGUGGGAUUUCCAAGGCUUUGAGUGCAUCAGGACCAUGCACGGACAUGACCACAACGUUUCAUCUGUAGCCAUCAUGCCCAAUGGAGAUCACAUUGUUUCUGCCUCAAGGGACAAAACCAUAAAAAUGUGGGAGGUGGCAACUGGCUACUGUGUGAAGACCUUCACAGGCCACAGGGAGUGGGUCCGUAUGGUGCGGCCCAACCAGGACGGCACACUGAUUGCCAGCUGCUCCAACGACCAAACGGUGCGCGUGUGGGUCGUGGCCUCCAAAGAGUGCAAGGCUGAGCUGCGGGAGCACGAACAUGUGGUGGAGUGCAUCUCCUGGGCACCAGAGAGCGCCUACCCCACCAUCCAAGACGCCACAGGCUCUGAGACCAAGAAGAGUGGUAAGCCAGGCCCCUUCCUGCUGUCUGGCUCCAGAGACAAAACCAUCAAGAUGUGGGAUGUUAGCAUUGGCAUGUGCCUUAUGACACUGGUUGGCCAUGACAACUGGGUGCGUGGUAUCCUCUUCCACCCUGGAGGCAAGUUUAUUGUGACCUGUGCGGAUGAUAAGACCUUAAGGAUCUGGGACUACAAGAACAAGCGCUGCAUGAAAACCCUGUGUGCCCACGAACACUUUGUAACCUCUCUGGAUUUCCACAAGGCUGCUCCCUACGUGGUCACUGGGAGUGUAGAUCAAACAGUAAAAGUGUGGGAGUGCCGCUGAUUUGGACCUUUGAGGAUUGGACCACCACCCCAAUUACCCAGACGCUCCUCUGGAUCCCUCCUCCCCUUCUGCCAUCCCACCUCCCCUUUCAUCCCACUUCCCACUACCUCUCCCUCCCCUCACCUAAUCUAAACCUCACCCGCACAUCAUCAUCUCCUCCUCUUCCGGCUGCACUUACCACCAUGGUUAUUUACCCAACGCGCUCUCUGGUCCAAUAACUAUUGUCCUUCUAUGUAAAUUAUUCCUGGAUGUAGAUCGAGCUAUUAAAUGUUACACAAAAAAGUAUUCUUGCAUGGUAAUCCAAAAUUGUAUACUGUAAAUUUACAUAACGUCUAGAAGUACCAUAGGUUUACCACGGGGCUGGCCGUCUGUCACGCAGCCUUACCGACCAACCGAAGGCAGAUGUUUUUGACUGGGUGUAAAAUGUAGGGCACUAAAAACCGAUAAUUUAAGAAAUGACAGUGUCUUUAUGUGUAAGAUUUAUUUUUGUCUAUUUUUUUAUUUAGGAUUUUUUUUUCCCUGUUAUUUCUCUCCUUCACUGUCGUAGUCUGUUGGUGCCUAGCUUGGUGAAACUUUCGAGAGAUAAGGCAGGAAAAGCAUAUAUGAUGCGAUAAGAUACGAUUGUCUGUGGGGCUUUGUUAUUGAAAUAAUCUGUAGCUUUAUAACAUCACUUCUCAAGUGUGCAUACCAUUUCUCUUCAUGUGGAACUAGGUAAUAUUUUAAUGGCUGUAUAUACGAAUGUUUCAAACUGUUGUCCUUGGACCUCGGGGGCUUAAAAACAGCUUUGUACUCUUGUCAUGGUGGCACGUGAACCACUGCUAGGCUUUAGAUAAAUUAUCCCAUUUAUGAAUCUGCAGAGAGUAAGAAGUUGAAAUGUUUAAAAGUGGCUUUGUGAAUAACCACAGAGUUUUUCACAAGAAGCUCAAAUCUAGAGAGCAGGUUUGUUUGGCUUUCACUGUUGAGUGAGCGCUCUGGGUCACAGUAUCACCUGAACAGAGUUCAGGGAUUACACCUGUUUAAUCCCUAGCACUUGACCUUAGGUGCGUCUCCCUUUAGGAGACGAUUUCCUGUGACCUUGCAUGUCAGACUUUUGUUGAGCUGAAGCCUCUAUCCCCUUGUUGUCCCCUGACCAGUCAGUCUUGGCAGGGUUUGGUGUACCAUAGGAAUUAUGUAAAGUCAGAAGAUGCUCAGUUGUCCCAUGGCGCCUCUGAAGUCUACAAGCCUUGUGUGAAAUAAACCCGCUAAUGAGAAAACAUAGGCAUGAUGAGGAGUCAAAGUGAGCCCCCUGGGUUUGAUAUCUGGGAUGUGCAAAGAUCUCUAAUUUCUGAGGGGUGAAAUAUAUGUUCUGCUUAAUAAAAAUGGUUUUGAGUAAAAAAAAAAUUUAAAAAAUCAGUUUUCUGUGAAAAUAUGAAAUGUAAAUUUAGCUUGUUAUGAAGAUAUUUGGCAAUUUUGUAUUAUCGCACUAAAGGAUGAACUGGAUGGGAAUUUAGGAUUAGUGAGGAAAUGCUAGCAGCAGACAUGCUAAGUGAUCUGUUGAUGCUGUUUUUGUCUGUAGGAGGGGUCUGAUGCUGAGGUUGUUGUAAAGAGCUUCCCACUGUAAAAAGAGGCAGUGGCAGCUCCUGGAUCAGAUAUGGAGGGGAAUGCUAAAGCCUAAGCAGACCACCCCACAGACCACCUCACAUGUAUGCAAAAGUCUUCUGAGUGGCUUUCUUCAAAUGUUCAGCUUUUUGAUCUUUGCGGCUCCUGUAACUGUAAAGCUGGAAGAUUUUUUGGAAAGACUGGAAAAUAACUGUAAACCAGUCCAUGCUGUAGAAACCAUUCCACUCCCAUUGGAGGACAAAAAAAAUGAAACAUCUUGCUUCUAACUUAGCUGACAAGGUGGUUCAUUAAUCUUGCACAUCCCUGUUUUCACUAAAUCUUUGGUCCUUUUAAUGGUGAUCAAAGACAUUACAAUUUAAUGAUUGUUGAUAAAUGCAUAAACCUAUAAUUUCUGAUUAGCCUUUUCAUUCCAAUGCAGUUCUUGGCUAAUAAAGAAUUCCACUGCUUAACUGAUCUUCUUAUCUUCGCUUCUUUGCCACAUUUUCCUCUUCCUGUGUGUACUGGAUGUGGUGAUCUGCUGCUCAAGCUCCUGCUAGUGGUUACUGUGAGCCUAAUGUGACCUGUUGAUGUAGCACUGCUGCAUGUAAACCUGCACCAGAGGCAGAGCUGUCAGAACUAUAUUCUUUUAAAAGCUUAAACACUGGAGCCUUCCCUAUCAAGAGGCCAAUUGGUUUGAAUAAUGAGGUGAGAAACCGUCUCUGUGUACUUAAAGUGGUUCGCCAUUUUGGAAAAUAAGCUUAUUUGCUUUCUUGCUGAGAGUUAGAUGAGAAUAUUGAUACCACUCUCAUAUUUGUACUGUAAAUUUGAAGCCGCUUAGCUUAGCGUAAACACUGGAAACGGGGAAACUGCUAGCCUGGCUCUGUCCAACCUAACUAAAUCUGCCUACCAGAACCUGUAAAACUCAUAAUUAACAGAUUAUAGAUUGUUUGUUUACAUGUUAAACGACAAUUAAUUAAAAACUACAAUAUGCCGUUGUAACUUCCUGAAGUCUCCACUGGUUGCCUGGCAACAGAAGUGCAAGUAUAACAAAUAAUCUUUGGGUCUUUACGUUCAAAAGAUGCUAUGAUAGACACGAUAGACAACAAACAGCUUUAAGGUGUGCUUGUAAUGUUACAAAUGCAAUAUAAUUACUUUUUUUAUUGAUGAGUUAGUGAUUAUGCUUCCUUUUUUUUUUUUUUUAUAAAAGUACAGUUGAUAACCCUGAAGUUGUUGGCAUUAGCUGUGUCCUUGGAGGCUCCCUGGUUGCCUGGCAACUGCUCCUUUCCGUUGGACGGAGCCAGGCUAGCCGUUUCCGCCUGCUUCCGGUCUUAAAGCUAAGCUAAGCGGCUGCUCGCUCCAGCUUCAUAUUUGUCGUGUAAACAUGCGAGUGUUAUCAAUCUUCUCAUCCAACUCUCGGCAAGAGAGCGAAUAAGCGCAUUUCCCGAAAUAUCAAACUAUUCCUUUUACACGACUGUCCUUGGUCGGUUGGUUUGGUGAGUUCAGACAGCUCUGUUAAUUGGUCGUAGAAAGGCUGGUUUUGUUGUGUGUGUGUGUGUGUGAUGCUAUGUGAAGGAGGUUUACAUCCUUCUUAUGUAAAUGCAACGGGAUUGUGGCAGACUAGGAUGUCCCAAAGGAGAAACCCUCUCUUUCAGGGAAUAUUACUCAUGUCUCCCUUUGGUGUGUGCCCCUUUAUAAAGGUCUUAUUUUUUUUCUACAAGCUGUUUUCUCUGUCCUAACUUCUAAGGCAAAGACUUUGGGUGGAGAAUCAGCUAAUUUUGUAGUACAAUUUGGCAUGGCUAAUGAAGAUGCCAAUGUGUUAAAUGUUUCAGCUGAAGCCAAAAACGGAGACAUUUGUCAGUAAAAUCUGGUUUAGCUCGAUAAAUCAGCCUCUUGUUUUGUUGGUCGAUGCUAGUCUCCUUAGGAUCACGCUAUGACAUGCCAGACCACAAAAUGUAACUUAAAAACCUCUUCCCUUCCUUGGUUUUACUCAAGGAAAGUGGUUGAUCAAAGGUCAGGACGAUGUGUGUUCUGUUUCUUUUGUAACAAUCGUUGGACAAAGCUACAACACAGCUGCUGGUGUUGUAUGCAAGUAUGUGCCCUGUUGAAGAAAGUCCCCUUUUGCCAUUCGCAGGUCCCAAGCAAUCCCUGUUUCACCUCUGGUCCGGUGUGUGAAGGGACUGACAGACACGUUUUGACUGUCUGUGGGUCGUUUCCUCCGGCCUCAAGUCCACCUGUCCUCUGUAACCUGCCCGUGUACCACAUCCGAGGGCUUCAGACUGCACAACAAGCUCCUACAGGAGAGCUCAAGAUGUUUUCGCCACUAUGGUCUCACUCUUCACUCAGCAAACUGUUAACAAUAUACCUGGAUGUCAUUAUUGUUUGCGAUAUAAUAAAAGAAGAAAAUCUGCA